Molecule: messenger RNA, 627 nt
Organism: Pollicipes pollicipes
Lineage: Eukaryota; Metazoa; Arthropoda; Thecostraca; Pollicipedomorpha; Pollicipedidae
Product: tudor domain-containing protein 1
Exons: 6
Coding region: 1-627 (208 amino acids)
Source: RefSeq, a predicted model, not a curated record
AUGGAGUGUGGCGGCGCGAUCGACGAACGCCGGUUCUACGCGGCCGAGCAGCUGGCGCGCGGCUCCCAGACGGACGUGCUGGUCAGCCACGUCGACUCGCCCGACGGCUUCUACGUCCAGCAGCUGGGCUACCUGACCAACAUGAUGGACGAAAUGCAGCGUGUAUACGCGGCCAAGAACGCGGCUUGCCACGCCCUGCUCAACCCGCGCAAGGGCCAGGUGUGCGUGGCGCAGUUCUCCGUAGACGGCAAGUUCUACCGCGCCGUGAUCGAGCUGCUGCUGCCGCACGCGCUGGUAGACGUCUACUACAUCGACUACGGCAACCGCGAACGCGUAGCGCUGCAGGCUGUCAAGAAGAUCGAGGACAAGUUCAUGGUCAUCCCGAUGCAGGCGCUGAAGUGUCGGCUGGCCGACAUCCUGCCGAUGGAGCCGCGCAACGGCUGGCAGGACGCCGCGCGCCGCCGUCUGAUCGAGGCCAGCGACGGCAAGCCGCUCAAGAUGUACGUGGACGGCGCGGACGCGACGGGUCACACGGUCACCCUGUACGAGUGCCGGCCGGACGCGGACGUCUCCAUCAACGCCCUGCUCGCUCAGCUGGACUGCGUGCGCGGCGUGGCGCCCAGGUGA